Molecule: messenger RNA, 1019 nt
Organism: Sphaerulina musiva SO2202
Lineage: Eukaryota; Fungi; Ascomycota; Dothideomycetes; Mycosphaerellales; Mycosphaerellaceae
Exons: 3
Coding region: 63-623 (186 amino acids)
Source: RefSeq, a predicted model, not a curated record
CGACCGUCGAUCUGAAGUAGCGCCUCUGCCAUCAUCGAGCACUCGUCCACGAGCACGUACCGAUGGCACCACCACGACCCGCCCUGGCCCAAAGCGAAUCCAAAGCCCGAUUUUUUGAAAGACUCGGUCUGGACGAACGGAAUGAGUUUCAUCGUCGGGUAUAUGCAAUGAUGAAGGAAGAAGCAGUGGAAGGGCGAAGACGGAUGACUGAAAGCCAGGAUGUUCUUGUCCCAUCGUUACGAGGAAAAGAGAAUGUGGAGCCACCAUACAGCAAUGCUCAAAUCAGCGAAACUGUCACACAUCGCGAGAUCCUGCGAAUAUACAGAAUGGCCCGCCCGGAAACAAAGGUGGUCUAUGACCUGGGCCGUGAUACCGAUCGGGUGGAGGAAGAGAACUGGGUGAUUCGGUGGAUGCUAUGGCACGUUUUCAGGUAUCGUGACAGCCGCAAUCGAAACCGAAGACACAUUUCUCCCAGCCCGGAGCGGCUGCAGCCACCACAUCCCAGCAUCGCUGCCGUGACAUCCAGCAGCAGAGGGUCGUCGCAUCUCUACCACGCGAGUAGCGCCCAACAACGACAAAACUACUAUUGGGAUCCCGUCCGAAACCAAUAUGUGUUGCGAUGACGAGCUGCGGGGGCAAUCAAGAUGAUGGCUUCAGGCGUUGGAAAGAAGAUCCAAGCUGGGGUGCUCAUCUGCGAUGGUUUAGUUCAUCAUGACGAACUGAGCGUGGUAUGGUGCGGCUGGGACGCUCCGGGGGAACUUGACAUUCACUCUACCUAAUUGUUGGGCCGAGCCCACGUUUUGAGACCAGCGUAGCUAGACUCCUCCAUUUCGACGUCGCUAUGCCGCUGGCACGACAGCGACGGCGACAGCGACAGCCUCCUGUUGACUCAGGGCGUCACUUUGGACGAGAAACAAGACACCAAAUCCGCCAGCUACAGCCCGCCGCCGCGGUGUGAGCGUUGCACGUGCCGCGCGGGGACACUGACACCACUCUACAAGAUGUCGGUGUGGCUUGGG